AUGAACCGAUUCCGAGGCCGAAAGAAGGGCAAGGAUGAGCUCGACGCACCUCGGCCGUCGGUCGAGUCCGAGUCGUCAAGCCCAUUCAAGAUGUUUGGCAAGAAAAAGGCACCAGAGGAAGAACCGAAAAAGGAGAUCGACCUUGCCUCAGCUCUUCCAUCAACCGAUGAGUUCCGAACUAGUCUGCUCAUGACCAACCUUUCAGCCCGCUUCUCCAUGUUGCGUGAGCAGGAUGACCCCAACACCAAGGUUGGUAAGGCUAGCGACGACAGCGUCCUCUUCCCUAAAAGGCAAUCAAGAAUGAUGGACUUUGGUUUCAGCGCUGGGUUGGGAGAUAUUGCCGAGGUUGAAUCUAUCCGAGCCCCCUUUGCUCGAUCAUCCUUUCAGUCAUCAGAUGAUGCCGCUUCAACAUCAGGGAGCAUGAUGGGCCGCUCAAAGCCCACAGAGGGAAACAACCUUUUUGGAGGUCGCCAGAAGAUUUACAAGAUUGCUGCGGGAGGCAGUGGAGCCAUGAGUGGUCGAGCCCUUUACGACGACGACGUCGCUCAGUCAGCGUUCCAGAAGUGGCGGCAGGCCGAAAAGGAGAGACGACAAUCCCUUGAGGAUCUGGACCAGAAUGACUCGGUGGAAUCAGAAACCGCUCGACCAGAGUCUCCUGCACAGCCGGAUUACAACAGGAAGCGAGAGACCAACUCGACCACUUCCUCUGGCCCUCGAAACUCAACAGCCGCAACCUCGGUCAACUCCUCACAGCCUGCUUCUGUAAAGGACUGGCAAUCCUUCGCUGGCACAUCACGUACUGUCAGCCCAACUCCCCCGAUGGAACGGAGUGUGACCCGGACACGUCGACUGUACGAGCAGAGCCUGAACCAAGAUGUCCAAGAUCAGCAGUCAUCCGCUCUCUCGAGACUGGAUACUCUCUCAAGGCGAACCCUGGGCAACCGAACACCAGACCUCACACCCACUCUCCCUUCUCCAGCCAGUGCUACGUUUGGAGACCGAUUCGUGAAUCGAUCGAUUCUCGCCAAGGCCAGUGCCCCGAAUUUGAGGUCUUUCAGCCCCCCGACAUCAUCUCAGCUGGGCCCUGUUGACUCUGCCAACAAAUACCCUAGCGUCGAAGAGAAGGCUUUUGGCGCCACUCCGCCUCUCAGCCCUCCUAUUAGUGAGACGGGAGAAGCUCAGCCACUUGAUCGAAGCAAGCUCCUCAACGGCAGGUCAAGCGGUCAAUAUGAUGAGAACAGAUAUGCCCAGCGACAGGUGCAAAUGCAGCAGGGUCGAGACACUCCUACCAACCGUUUCCGCGCCGAGUCAAACGCCUCGCAACCAGUUAGCGUCUCCCGAUCAUCUUCAACCAACCGAACUUUUGAGAAGCACGACUCUUCUCUGCUCAAGACGGAACCAACUGUUCAGGAGGAAACCCAACCUUCGACUUUCUUUGACGAUGAUGACGAUGAUCAACCCCUACCAAGCGAGGUCCCCCCUCCCCAAAACCCACCACCUCCCCCACCUCAAGUCCAUGUUGAGAGGCCUGCCGAUCAUGAGCACCCAGCUUUCAGAAAAUCUGCACUCCCAACCCCUCUGUCUCUUUCUGACAGACCCGAAAGCAUAGCUUCUCGCGCCAAAGAUGAGUCCCCCGAGGACUCACCCACCCUGGGACCCGCCUCUGGGGGCUUGAGCGGCAUGGUGCGUCAACAUCUGCGAAACGACAGUACUGCAUCGUCUGUUUAUGGCAGCCUGCCAAACGAUGCUGAUCUGGCGUCACGAUUCCCACCUGAGCGCCCCGAUGCGCACGCUUACGAGCCAAUGACGGUUAACGCAAAUGCUUGGGAAACCAUUGAGAGGGAUCUGGCCAUGUCGAUUGAUGGCAGCGUCACUAGCCCUACGCGAUCCUCAGGCUUGGUGGAAGCUCAGAUCCUGUCUGCUCCUAACUCUGCUCGAAACUCCAAGUUGGAGAAUGACCAAGGGGACGAGCCGGACGAGUUUGCUCGACAUCUUGCUGAUGGUGCAAGACGUGUUCGGGAGAGACUGACCUCAUAUGUUGAAGCUGACAGCAGCAAGUUGGUGCCGGCCGCUCCACCUGUUUCUGAGCUUCCCCCUCCACCUCGUCCCAAUGCCCUGGGAAUUCUGAAGUCCAAGUCAAGCCGUGGCUCUCUGGUUGACCGUGGCCGAAUGGAUCGAGAAACCCAGAGCCAGUCAAAGGCGAAGAAGCUGCUUGGCCUCCGUGGUUCCUCUCCAGCCCCUGCGUCCGCCUCUCCCCGACGUAGCUCGUUCGAGUUUAGCGAUGAAGCCCAGCGAUCCCCUGAAGACAGAGAUGACAGAGAUGGUCAACAAGGCCCCGAGGAGAAGGAGAACAUGCAUGCCGGUCUCAAGGCGUUCCGACAGGCUCGACGCGAGCUUCAGAGGAUGAAGGAGCUUGAGGUCCAACAGCGUUACCAGGCCCCGCAGAAGGCCCCUCCAAGUCGAGAUCGAGCACAGACGGCUGGCUCACGACCGCCAUCACAGGAACGCAGGCCUCCCCCAGUCACGUACAACCGUGUGCCAAGUGAGGAGGUGAGAAACGGGAGCAACUCUCGUUCUGCAUCCCGAGCGCCCUCCGAGCGCGACCGGAGCGGUUCCGAGGCUAGUAGUGGAGGUCGUUCCGGUAGUCGACCACCACGCUUGAGAAACGGCUCGAUCCCGCGUGAUGAUCACCACAACCCUCUGGCCUCACCCAUGGGCCCCAAUGGUAUGCCUCGACAGGGUCCGAUGCUGAGAUCGCAGAUGAUGCCGGGACAGGAUAUGCGACGCUCCCCACACGUGCCACCUCAGUCAUUCGCUGUUGGCAAUGCUUCCCCUGGGAGAUUCAACCGCCCAGACAACAACUUGCACAUUCAGCCUGGCCACGGAUAUGAUGCUGGGCAACCAUCCCCAAUCACGCCUCUGAGCGGAGCCCCGUCCCCCUAUGGUCCUGGCGCUGGUCCUCGAGGGCCCUACGGUGGACCAUACCCUGGCGGUGUCAUGCGAAACAGAGACAUGUCGGAGCCUUCGAUCAUGUCACCAACGUCGCAGAUGGGUCCUCGGGAUGCCCUUCGACCAGGCCCUGGAGGUCUCAACGGCGGCGCGGCUUCAACACCCAACCUGCAUGGCAACAUGACUGCACCACCCCUGCCACCGAUCAACCCUCGACGCAAGAACACUGGCACCACCUUGGGUGACGGUACAAUGGGCUCUCACCACCCUCUGAGCGCUGCUGGUGGCGAUGAGCACCGCGCCGGAUUCCGUAGCGAAGAUGACGAUAGCGCCGGACUCUACCGCCAACGACUACGAAAAGCAACGAGCGAAGCGAACGGUAUGAACGUACGAGCGAGAUCGAUGCGACAAAGCCCUCCCCAUCCGAUGGCCCCUCCGCCUCUGCCUCCUAGCAUGAGCAGCAACGUGCUUCCGGGAGGCAUGAUCUGA
Molecule: messenger RNA, 3438 nt
Organism: Fusarium falciforme
Lineage: Eukaryota; Fungi; Ascomycota; Sordariomycetes; Hypocreales; Nectriaceae
Exons: 1
Coding region: 1-3438 (1145 amino acids)
Source: RefSeq, a predicted model, not a curated record